AUGUCGGAGGACGAUGAUGAGAGUUGCGGGGUGACGAAGAAGACAAAUUCCUCCUCGAGCGCAUUGUUUUCUUCGUUGCCAGACGUCCUUUCUUUCACAGAAACCUCCGGGACAUGGAUAUCGCGACUUGUCUGCAUGUUCUUUGCGCGUCUGGCCUCCGGUGAAGAACUUUUACCUCUUAUCCGGCACGUUCGCACCGAGCUGUUGCGCCCGACGCCAGCGCCAUUGGGAGCCAGGGCCAUACCAGUUGCCACAUUAGAAGCUUCAGUCGCCAAUACCACGACGGAUGUACCAGGAACCAUGUUGCAAGGGUCUAAUCCGAGGAUGGAGGCGAUGGAUGGUGUCAGUGAUCAAGAUAAGCUGUUUUUAUACCGUGCUGCGAAAGUGGCCCUAUUGCUUUCUGCAGAAGGUGAGGAGGCGCAGGAUGAGGCAACACGAUUGUUGUGUGAGCCGGUUGUGGCUCAGGCUUUGCAGCUUGCCGCAAAUCAGGGCGAUGCUGUUGCACUUCCUUUGCCACGAAAAUAUGAUUUUUUUUUGAGCAGCCGUGUUGCGGUGUGUUGUGCAAGGCGGUGGGCACGCGAGGGUCGAUGGGAUGUGGGGUUACGACUGUUAGAACGUGCAGUCGCCACUCCCAUGACGAAAGCAGCGGCAGUGGAGUUGUUCAGCAACGCCGGGCACUGGGAAAUGGCGGUGCGAUGUCUUGGUCAACUUCCCCCUACUUUGUGGACGGAGAUUGAGGUGUCAGCCGCUGUCCGUAGCUUAUACCGAGCCGUGGAAAGGCGUCGGCGUAACGGUAUGAAAGUUGGUGAUACCCCCAACGCAGGGUUGUGGAGGAUUGCGCUUCACAUAUUAACGUUGGUUCGUGAUAAUAAAGUACAAUUAAGUGCGCCGUCUGCCGUCAACGAUGCGCUGGGUUUGCUUGGGGCCGAUGGGCAGCAGUGGGUGAUGGCAUGUCGUCUUGUCAAGACAAUGCUACUAAAUUUGGAAAAGGAGGGACUGACAGGUGAAUCUAGUGGCACGGUUCGUCCAAACGUGGUUUCAGUCUACCACAUGUUUCGAGCCCUGCGGCAGCAUUGGCAUCUGGCGCUCCAACAUGCAUCUCUGAUGAUGCGUGAAGGGGAUAUUUGUAUAUCUGACGAUCGCGAAGUGACAGAUCGAUUAUUGAAGGCCUGCGUCGUUGGCUAUCGUUGGGUGGAGGCAUUACGUACCGUACAAAAGUCUCUAGAGAGUAAUCCAAGCGAGGAGGGCAGGGAUUUUAUUCACACCGACGUUUUUCUUCGCGUUCUAGGGAUGUUACACGAGCGCCAGAAGGGGUUUCUUGCCACGCAACUCUUUCAGCAGCCUCAACUAUCAAGGCACUUCAGCAAGGACACUACAGGAAAGGCAUAUAACGUGAUGCUGCGUUACUGUAAUACUGUUCCAGAGGCUCGAGUGUGGUUGCAAACGAUGGGAACAAAAAAUAUAUUGGUUGAAAAUGAGUCAUACGAACACUUGAUGAUUCUAUACUCUAGAGAGGGUGUUUGGCAGCAGGCCUUGUCGUUAUUUAAUGCCCUUCUGACCGAUCCACAACGUCAGCGUCUUUAUAUUCCCUGUGCCAAAGCACAUGACGCAGUGCAGUACGCCUUGGAGCGAGUCUUGCCACCAGGACCAUCGUGGGAGGUAUCAAUGACACUUUUUACUCGUAUGUGCGAAUUAAAUGUGCCAAUUUCAGAGGUGGCCUUUCAGUCCGUCGUAAAGAAGUGCUUUUCACAGGAUAAAGCCGAUGAGGCACAAUCUCUUUUCCGUUUUGUGGUGCGACAUGGUGUCCGACGAUGA
Molecule: messenger RNA, 1815 nt
Organism: Trypanosoma cruzi
Lineage: Eukaryota; Euglenozoa; Kinetoplastea; Trypanosomatida; Trypanosomatidae
Exons: 1
Coding region: 1-1815 (604 amino acids)
Molecular function (GO): protein binding
Source: RefSeq, a predicted model, not a curated record